This is a messenger RNA of Tripterygium wilfordii, 2135 nucleotides long. Its product is annotated as heavy metal-associated isoprenylated plant protein 33-like. The transcript is spliced from 4 exons. The coding region runs from base 403 to 1956 and encodes 517 amino acids. Lineage: Eukaryota; Viridiplantae; Streptophyta; Magnoliopsida; Celastrales; Celastraceae. Gene Ontology annotation, molecular function: metal ion binding. The record is from RefSeq and is a predicted model, not a curated record.
AUAGCUUAUACGUAAUGGUAUGAUAAUUGAAAAAUAUCGUAUGAUUUAAAAAGCCGACCUUUUUCUUCUUCCAGUUUGUUUAUAUUUAUGAUGCCUUGCUACGUGUGCUACCGCCUUCUCUCUCUCGCAAACUUCUAAAAUCGGCAGAAAAAUUCAGAAAGAGAGAGAGAGAGUUGGAGGCUUAAAGAGAAGUGUUAAAUGCUUGCCCACGACGGCCUUUAGCUUUCAUUUUGUAGAACCCUUCUCGCACAAUCUACUUCUCAUAGUUGUCAAUCUCACUAAGCUAUAAAGCCCAGUUCUUUUUCUCUCUUUCACUGUCUCUUGAAGCUUUCUUCAAUUCUGCUCCUCUGCAUACCUCAGCUUGUUCCCUCAGAUCUUUAUUGACACUCAUUUUUUUCUUAAAUGAGUAAGCAAGAGUUUGCCAAGCUCCAGUCUUGUGUGCUGAAAGUGGAUAUACAGUGUCACUGUGAUGGCUGUAAGAAAAAAGUGAAGAAGCUGCUGCAAAAAGUUGAUGGGGUUUACACAACCAACAUAGAUGCAGACCAAGGUAAGGUUACAGUAACUGGAGAUGUUAACCCAGCAGCACUUAUCAAGAAACUUAGCAAGUCUGGAAAGCAUGCAGAGCUGUGGGUGUCUCAGAAGGGUAAAAACAACGUCCAACACCAAUUUAACGACCCGUUCAAGAACUUUCAAAUUGAUGCUCAUAAGAGUGGCAAAGACAACAAGUCCCAAAAGGGCCCUGCCCAACAGAAGGGUAAGGGUGGCGGUGGCGGUGGAGGGCAACAAUUCCAACAAAUGCAACAACAGAAGGGGCCUAAGGAGAUGAUGAAGCAACAGAAAUCUGUCAAAUUCAACAUGAAUCAUGAGGAAUUUGAUGCAAGUGAGGAUGAUUUUGAUGAUGAGUCCGAUGACUUUGAUGGUGACUUUGAUGAUGACUUUAAUGAAGAUGAUGAAGAACAUCAUGUUCAUCAUCAGGUCCCCAAAGGCCAUCAACAAGUCCCCAACAAAAUGGCUCCAAUGGGUAUGAUGGGUAAUGGGAAUGGACUACAUGGGCAUCAAGCUAUGAUGAACAUGAUUAACAGCCAGGCCAAAGGUGGCGGGGGUGGUGGCGGUGGUGGAAAGAAAGGUGGGGCAAUUGACAUACCUGUUUCAAUGAAGAGUGGGGGUGGAAAAAAUGAAUCUAAGCAUGGAAAUAAUGGAGGAGGAAAGAAAGGAGGAGGAGGUGGCGAUGGUGGUAAAAAGGGCAAAGCAGGGAAUGAUAAAAAACAAGGAGGUAAAGAUAAAAAUGGUGGUAUUAUGGGGUUCUUUGGAUUUGGAAAGAAGAGUAAAAAGGGUGGUGGUGGUGGUAAGGAUGAUGCUGAUAAGAGUAGUACAGGAAAUGGGGGAGUAGGUGGUGGGAACAAGAAUGGUGGUGGGGGUAAACAAGGUAAGGGGAAAGGAACUGAUGGGGUCCAGGAUAUGAAGAAAAUGAAAAAUGAGUUUGAAAUUGAUGUCAGUAAGCCUGGAAAAGGACCCAAAGGAGGUGGAGGUGGUGGUGGUGGUGGUGGUGGACCUGGUGGUAGUAAUGGCACUAAGAGCAUGGGCUCGAUGGGUCCAAUGGGUGGUCAGAUGGGCCAGAUGGGCAAUUAUGGACAGAUGGGCAUGACACAACCAGCAGUGCGAGGACUACCAGCAGGUGCAGGAGGGUCAAUGAAUGGUGGAUAUUAUAAUGGUAUGGGGGGAGGAGGAGGAGGGCCAGGGAAUCCUUAUACUCAACAGCAAUACAUGCCUAUGAUGAUGAAUCAACAGCAUCCCAAUAUGAGUGAUGUGUAUCAAUAUCAAAUGAUGUAUGGACGGCCUAAUCCGGCCAUGAACUACAUGCCGCCGCCACCGAUGCCUCCACAUCCAUCGGUGAGGGACCCUUACACUCACUAUUUCAGUGAUGAGAAUACAGACGGUGGUUGCAACAUCAUGUAGUAAUAAUAUUGUGUUAGGACAGUUAGAAAAUUAGAAUCUUGAACUCAAGUGUACUGUUUGGUUUUUGUUCUUCUCUGGUAGUAGUGGUGGUGCUUAUACAAGGUUGUAAGGAUAAAUGUAGCAAUCAAUGCCUAUGCAUAAUUUUUUGUGUUUCAUGUAAUUGUUCCAAUUGUCCCUUA